This is a messenger RNA of Purpureocillium lilacinum, 1524 nucleotides long. RefSeq lists its product as uncharacterized. Lineage: Eukaryota; Fungi; Ascomycota; Sordariomycetes; Hypocreales; Ophiocordycipitaceae. The record is from RefSeq and is a predicted model, not a curated record.
AUGGUGUACUACGGCGUGCUGAGUAGAGGCUGUCAGCGCUGCCGCAAGCGCAAGAUCAAGUGCGACGAGCAGAAGCCGGGUUGCUUGCGCUGCCACAGGUCCGAUGUGCCGUGUCCGGGAUACCGUGAUCUCGACCAUGUGCGGUUCAGGGACGAUACCAGGCGGACGAUUCUUCGGGCUGGAAAUCGGGAAACCCAGGCGCCAGGUAGGAUCCAUGUCAGCCGGAUGAAUUCCCAAGACAUUUUGAGUCCACGUCCAUCCGUAUCCGAUUCUGGGAACGCUAUCAGGAGGGCCAUCCCCAGAGCCAUUCCGGUGCGCCAUCAUGAGCUCAGCGCGAGCUUCUAUUUCUCCAAGUAUGCGUUUCAUGAGGUUCCGCUUUCGGAAGCGUACCAGAGCUGGCUCACAGAAUCGUAUCGUGAUGCCCCGGUUCUGAAAGCUGCCAUCGAGGCCGUUGGCAUGGCUGGCAUGUCAAACGUCCUAUAUGCGCCCCAUCUCGAGGUCCAAGCUAGGAAACGAUAUUCCGAAGCACUGGCUUCCACUCAGCAGGCCUUGAAUGACGCAGACCAUGCAGCCGAUGACACGACACUGAUGGCUGUAAUCCUCCUCGGCUUGUUCGAGACACUGAACUUCCGCAAUGGCGACCAGUACCGCAGCUGGGAGACGCACAUCAAAGGGGCCUUGACGCUGCUCGAGCUGCGCGGCCAGGAGCAAUUUAGUCGCGAGCGAGGCGGCCAGCUUUAUACCCAAAUUCGCUCUCAAAUUCUGUCAGUCUACAUGCAGCAGAACUCGGGCGUGCCAAGGGCGCUUGCACAGGCGGCACGCAGCUUCCAGACCAGUAGCACCAGGCAGCGCUGGCGGAAGAGCAAUAUUGCCACUCCGAGCUCAAUCUUUGAGAUAUCGUUUCGAAUCGUGAACCUGCGGGCAGCGAUGCUCCGAGGAGACGCAGGUUUGGACCGCAAAGCCGCCAGAGAGACUGCAAUGGAUAUCGACCGAGAACUCCAAGCGUGGAGUGCGGCUUUGCCCCAGGAGUGGAACUAUCAGAUUGAAAUACUCGACGGCCCUUUGGAUGGCGGCUUCGGCGGAAUUAGGCACGUUUAUCCUAGCCUGUGGAACGCAGAGGUGUGGAACAAUUGGCGUCUUGUCCGAGUGUUGGUCAGCCGCAUUCUCCUGGACACCAGCACAGAGAGCCACGGCGAGCCAAGCCUGGAACCAAGCGUGGCAAGUAUAGUAUCGCGGAUCCGCCAGUAUUCCGAAGACAUUUGCGUAUCGACCAAUGCUUUGAUUGACACGCCACGUAUCCUCUCUCUCAUCCGGCCGCUAUGCGUCGUCGCUUUGGAAGAGCCGAACCUGGCGAGCGUGCGGUUCGUUGCCGUCGACCGGCUGCGUCGGAUUGGGUCGUCUAUGGGUGUCAGGCAGGCGGUGCUGCUAGCCGACACAGUGGCCCGGAGCCUCAGCGAGCCGCAACCGCACAACUCGGCGCGGCCCUCGAGCUGCUGGGAUGUGCCCAUGAUGCCAUUCUGUUAG